Moneuplotes crassus is the source of this 583-nucleotide messenger RNA. NCBI's taxonomy places the organism in Eukaryota, Ciliophora, Spirotrichea, Euplotida, Euplotidae. The record is from the annotation of a GenBank genome assembly.
AAAAUUAAGAAAAAUGCCAAACUUGGUCUUGGGAGUGACUGAAGAUAUAUACCCUAAAAUAAUAUCAGUGUGUGUAAUCUUCCUAACUAUUUACAACGUGGCUUGUAAUGAGUAUCUGAAAGAUCAACCAUUGUGUAACACAGACUCUACUGAUUCUCAGCAAUGUGUUAACGAUGAUUCCUCCCAAUAUACAACUGAAAUAGUAAGGAAAGUAUUAAUCCUAUUACCAGCAGCAAUGAGUAUCCUUACAGCAAGCUUUAUCCUAUGCAGAUGAUAUAGGACAUCAAUGUUUAUUUGUGUCAUUGCUUGUCUAGCUAACUUGUUGGCUAUCGCACUUGCAGGAAAUCAUACCGAUAGAGAAAGCUUCUCAUCUUCUAGAAGCAGUAAUGGACAACCAGGCCUAAUAGAAUAUAGUUUAAAUACUUUGUAUUGGAUACCAUCAUACAUAUUUUCACAAGACACUAAGAUGUUUGACGAAUACUUGACUAUUCUUGCAGUGCAUUCGUCAAUGCUCUAUUCGUGCUUGCAAUCUAGUACUCAAAAUGUGAAGAAUUAUCACUAAUUUCAAGUAUAUCAAUAUCAG